UCAACACGGCCCAGACAAAUUUCUCUAAUUUUCAGAAGACAUGCUUUCUUUCCUAAAAAGCUUCAUUAUUCCGUCGAGCCUGCGGGGACGCGCACCUGCGUAUAUGGGGACAUUUAACGCAUCUCAUUUUACAUCUCGCGAACUCCACUAAAAAAGAGGUUCAACUCCUCCCUUCAGAGUUUCAACGCGGUCCCGAUAGAGGAUGGUGCUGCUGCUGCUGCUGCUGCUGGUGUUGAAUGCGAGCCGCUCGGCCCUGGCUGCAGUUUGAAGACGAGCUGGAGGAGGUGGUGGGGAGCAGAGGAGAGGAGAGGAGAGAAACACCCUAUAGGUGUGCGCGCGUAUGUGUGUGAACGAGAAGGAGAAGAAGAAGAGGGGAGGGGAAAAAAAGCUGAGUGCGCUGAGCGUGAGCCCGGGAGCGCAUUAUCUGGGCGCUCGGUGUGCCACGGAGAGACGCGACCAGAUGACAAGAUGCGGAUCACCUCAGCAGCCGAGACUAACUGGUGGGAUUCAUGUCCCCCGCAGCUGAGUGGCUGAAACCUAUUCGUAGGAUGAAAAUAGGAGGAUCUCACACCGGCAGGUCAAAGUUUUUUGUCUCUGUAGUUGGAUUUUUAAAAAAAAAUUUUUGUUUGUUUGUUUCCCUGACGCCCGUGAUGGAGCGCCACUUGGGAGAGAGAGGAUGAUGGACACUUUGGCACCUGCAGCACUCGUCCAGAAAAUCCCUCCGUCUCCACAACAAGACGCGCGCUGCUGACCGAGCCCUCAGGACGGCGAUCGCUCAUUUGUUUUGAAGUGGAAAGAGGGGCAAAAAAAGAAGAAAGAGAGAGAUUGGUUAAAAAAAAAAAAAAAAAAAAAAAAAAAAAAAGAGAGGUGUGAGCUGGGGGAUGUUGCGCGCAGCGAUUCUUCGGAGACCCGACGUGCGCACUCAUCAUAUUCCCGCCGAGGAGCGCACCUUAAAGAGAAGAGCUCCGGUCCGCCUUCACUGCUCACUUCCGCCGCUCGGAACUUGUUGAGCGGCUCUACAGAAGGGACGUAAACUCCGGGGGGGGGGACUCGAGAAAUCGCCAGAUCAUCGCACGGGGACGCGGACUAUGACUGACAGCCAGGGGAGCUGAGGAGACCUGCCACUCAUUUUGCUAUCAGCGUGUCAGAGGGGCUCAUCUAGACCCCUUCUUCCUCCUCGGUCUUCUCUUCUUAUCUUCUGUAACCUCAAAGUCCUGGGCCGCUCUGGAAACUUGAAAAAACACUUCUAAGUCAAGCAUUGCUCCCACCCCAAAGGGAGUUUGACAUGCCUCCUCAUUCUGUUUAAGUCAUCAGAAAAAGAGGACUAUAACCCAGUAUCCCCCUCCGGUUGGUACAUCUUUAGAAGGAGGCGCCGCUCCAUCGGAAGGAGCUGAGAGAGGACCAGUCAUGAGGUUCCAGUUUGCACUGACCCUCCAGGCGAUAUGGACUGGCAUGUGCCACGCAGCCAUGCAGCACUACCCUGCAGCGUGGGGACACUACGACGUCUGCAAGUCCCAGGUGUACUCGGACGAAGGUUUAACCUGGGACUACAUGGCUUGCCAACCCGAGGCAGCAGACAUGACCCAGUUCCUGAAGGUUUCUCUGGAUCCCCCCAACAUCACCUGCGGAGACCCUCCGGAGCCGUACUGCGCCCUGGAGAACCCUUACAUGUGUAACAACGAAUGCGACGCCGGCACCGAGGAGCUGGCGCACCCUCCACAGCUGAUGUUUGACAUCGAGGGCCGCAACCCCACAACCUUCUGGCAGUCCACGACGUGGAAGAAGUACCCGAAAGCCCUUUUGGUCAACAUCACGUUGUCUUGGAACAAAACCAUCGAGCUGACCGACGACAUCGUCAUCACGUUUGAGUCGGGCCGGCCAGAGCAGAUGGUCCUGGAGAAAUCUCUGGACUACGGCCGAACCUGGCAACCCUACCAGUUUUACGCCACCGACUGCCUGGACGCCUUCACCAUGGAGCCCAAAACAGUGCAGGACCUCUCCCAGCACACCCUGCUGGACAUCAUCUGCACGGAGGAUUACUCCCGAGGGUACGUGUGGAAGUAUGACAAAACUGUACGCUUCGAGAUCAAGGACCGGUUUGCACUGUUUGCCGGGCCCAGACUGCACAACAUGGCCUCGCUUUACGGUCAGCUGGACACGACCAAGAACCUGCGGGAUUUCUUCACCAUCACAGACCUGAGGAUCCGGCUGCUUCGGCCUGCCACUGGGGCCACCGUGGUGGACGAGAGCAGCCUGUCAAGAUACUUCUACGCCAUUUCUGACAUCAAAGUCCAGGGCAGGUGCAAAUGCAACCUUCACGCCAACAGCUGCGUGUUUGACAAAGAGAAGUUGAGCUGCGAGUGCGAGCACAACACCACCGGGCCUGACUGCGGGCGCUGCAAGAGGAGCUACCAAGGGCGAGCGUGGAGUGCUGGCUCCUACCUGCCCAUUCCCAAGGGCACGGCUAAUAUCUGUGUUCCUAAUAACAUUGGUCCAGUUAACUGCGAAUGCUUCGGCCACUCCAACCGAUGUAGCUACCUCGAGGUGCUAAACACCGUCAUUUGCGUGAGCUGCAAGCACAACACUAGGGGCCAGCACUGCCAGCUGUGCAAGCUGGGCUACUACCGCAAUGCCUCAGCAGAACUGGACGAUGAAAAUGUGUGCAUAGAGUGUAAUUGUAAUCCCUCUGGCUCAGUCAGUGAUCACUGUAAUGGCACAGGAUAUUGUACAUGUAAGGAGGGCACUACGGGCCCCAAGUGUCAGGAGUGCCUACCUGGCUAUUUGUGGGAAAAUGGCUGCAAAUCCCGGGUGUGUGACAACGAACUCCUGCGCUGCCAAAACGGCGGGGAGUGUGUGAGCAACCGCUGCAGCUGUCCCGCCUCCCACACGGGCCUGCUGUGCGAGAAGCCCCGCUGCGAGUCCGAGCUGGGCGGCUGCAAGGGGCCCGAGUCGGGCCAGGCGUCCCUGAGGCCCCCUUCGCUCUGCAGCGUGCUGAUGCUGCUGCUGGCCGGCGCGGCGCUGUGGAGGGAAACGCCGCGCCGGGCCGCCGCGCUCUGACCGGACCUGUUCCCCCCCGAGUGGGAGCGACACUCAGUCCCACCUCUCCCCCCACGAUACUUUCUUCCCUUAAAGAUAUCCGACAACCAUUUAAUUAAUAAAUAAUAAUUAAAAAAAACAACAACAACACAACAUUAGCUUUCUGGACUGUGACGCACUGAGCUUUCUCCGCUGCCAGACUCGGUGCUGACGAUGACGGGAAUGUGCCAGACUAAAGCAGAAACCUCUCAUUUAAAUUCCAAGAGUAUAUAAAAAGUAAAGAGUGUCUAAAAUAAAAAUAAGAAAAAAAGUAUGAUUAAAAGUAUGAGUAACUGAGCAUUUGCCUGAUAAAUCAAAGAACGGUGAGUCCCCACCACCUCCUCUACCCACCUCCCUCUAAGCCAUACCAGGUACAUGAGAUCCUUCCAGUUUGGGGAGGAAUAACUCAACGUGACAGACUUGUUCACUCCCUUUCUUAUUGCCACGGCAACAACAGCUGCAGCCAAUCAGCUCUCGCACAAGCCGACGGCGGCCCGCGGAUCCCCAGCUCUCCGCCCCCCUCGGGACGCAUCUGCGAGUUAAUAUUUGCUGGACUGACGAUGGCGGAGAGAGAGAGACGGAGAAAAAAAAAAUAUAUAUAUAUAAAAAUACCUGUCCUUGCCAAGCAGCGAAGAAGACCGUCCUCAGAGAUGAAAACUGUUACACUUCAAGGCGAUGACAGACGGAGAGAGGUGGGAAAAAAAGAAAGAAACUAAACUAAACAAAAUAGACAUUCUUUGCUGUCAGUGCAUUGUCAGUGGAUAGAAGGAAAUCUGUCCGGAUUGCCUCUUUGUGACGCAAAAAAACUUUGCCCGCGUUAACCCAAAAUUCCCCCCCCCACAUCGUUCCCUCUUGGUCUUUCUGUCUCACCCCUUACUCCUGUUCAGCCCCCUCACCUUUGACCCCACGCUGCCACUGACCCGUGUAUUUGUGAACUUGAACUCUGCGAACCCUCGUCGGUCGAAAGAUUCUUCUGUCCAAUGUUAGUCAUGCACAUGUGUAAGACGCUCUCCCCUCUUCCUCCUCUUCCUCCCUCCGUUCUCUCAUUCCUCUCCUCUACUUCCAAAAAGAUAAUCUAAGUAAAGCUGUUUGACUCCGUUUCUGUCUUAAGGCCACCUCGCUCCCUGCAAUCGUGGACAGAGGGUAGUUUAUUUUUUUGUUUUGUUUGUUGUUGUUUUUUUUACCCCGGGCAGACAAGAAGUGCAUAAAGAACCAUCCAGUGUAUUUGCAAGUUCUUUUUCUUGGCAAAAUGAAGGAAAAAACAAAAAAUAAAUAAACGAGUCAUGUAGUCCUUUUUGUAUCUCUGCCAAACUGUGAUUGAAAAAAAAGACAACCUUUAAUGUAUCUAUUUAAGACAUCCAAAAUGCAGAAGCAAUGGUAUUCUUCUCUUUUGAUUUCCUCUUUCUUUUUGUUUUUAUUAAUGACUUUUUUUUUUGUUUCUUUUUAGUUGUGCAGUUGAUUUCCCUUUGUAUUGGCAACGUGCUGGCAUCAAAGAAUAUUAGUUUACAUAUAAAGUAUUAAUAAAGUGUAUUAAAAUCCCACCAAAGGACAUUAUAAAUGUUUUGUUCUUGCUUUAACACUUGAAGAUUUAAGUGAAUAAAAGUGAAAAACCAAA
Molecule: messenger RNA, 4690 nt
Organism: Xiphophorus hellerii (green swordtail)
Lineage: Eukaryota; Metazoa; Chordata; Actinopteri; Cyprinodontiformes; Poeciliidae
Gene: ntng1a
Product: netrin g1a
Exons: 8
Coding region: 1408-3057 (549 amino acids)
Biological process (GO): axonogenesis; tissue development; animal organ morphogenesis
Source: RefSeq, a predicted model, not a curated record